AUGCCUUUCAACACCGCCCUCACGCGCAAGCUGGGCAUUCGCGUGCCCGUUGUGCAGGGUGGCAUGCAAUGGGUAGGAUAUGCUGAGCUGGCCUCGGCUGUCAGUAACGCAGGAGGACUCGGUCUUCUCACAGCGCUCACCCAGCCCACCCCUGAAGAUUUGCGCAAGGAAAUCCGACGAUGCCGCACCAUGACCAAGUACCCCUUCGGUGUCAACCUGACCCUCCUCCCCGCCAUGAUUCCCCCAGACUACGGUGCCUACGCCCAGGUCAUCAUCGAUGAAGGAAUCAAAAUUGUCGAAACUGCUGGUAACAACCCAGGUCCUGUGAUCACCCAACUGAAGAAGGCGGGCAUCAUCAUCCUGCACAAGUGUACCACAAUCCGACACGCCAAGUCCGCCGUCAAGCUGGGCGUGGACUUCCUUUCUAUCGAUGGCUUCGAGUGUGCUGGCCACGUCGGUGAGCACGACAUCACAAACUUCAUCCUAUUGAGCCGUGCGCGCCAAGAACUAGGUGUGCCGUUCAUCGCCUCGGGUGGCUUUGCUGAUGGCCAAGGUCUGGCUGCUGCUCUUGCUCUUGGCGCGGAGGGUAUUAACAUGGGUACUCGGUUCAUGAGCACUGUUGAGGCUCCCAUUCACCAAAAGAUUAAGGAGGCUAUUGUUAACGCCGAGGAGACGGAUACUGCCCUUGUUCUGCGUCGCUGGAAGAACACCUCGCGGCUGUUUGCCAACCAGGUCACCAAGGACGCUCUCAAGGUUGAGCAGGAGAGCACCACCGGCGAGUUCAGUGAGAUCGCGCCGUAUGUGAGUGGCAAGCGCGGUCGUGAGGUCUUCAUCAACGGCGACAAGGACUAUGGAGUGUGGACUGCUGGUCAAGUCAUUGGAUUGAUUCACGACAUUCCAACUUGCGCUGUACUGCUUGAUAGAAUUGAGAAGGAGGCACUGGAGGCUAUGAGCCGGACUCGGUCUCUGUUUAGCGAUGCUCCUGCUAGCAAGCUGUGA
Penicillium verhagenii is the source of this 999-nucleotide messenger RNA. RefSeq names its product NAD(P)H-dependent flavin oxidoreductase. Lineage: Eukaryota; Fungi; Ascomycota; Eurotiomycetes; Eurotiales; Aspergillaceae. The transcript is spliced from 4 exons. Gene Ontology annotation, molecular function: nitronate monooxygenase activity. The coding region runs from base 1 to 999 and encodes 332 amino acids. The record is from RefSeq and is a predicted model, not a curated record.